AAGGAAGUCACUAUCGUCUUCCAUUCUCUUUCCUCUGUUGCGACUUAGGUUCAUUUAAGUCCUUUCUUAAGACCCCAUUUACUUUUGUUUGUACUUCUCUGCAGCUGGUCUUUGCCUGUGCUUCGUUGUUGGUCUUUCUCAAAAUAGUUGUGAUUGCAGCUGUGUGUGGUGGUGUUUUGACAGUCACCCACUUCCUCCCACUCCCUCCUCUUUCCUCUCUCCUCCCUCCUCCCUCCGUCCAUCGGGUUCAGGACCACCAGCAGAAUCAAGAGCACCGUCACGAUGGCGAGCUACGGCUCUCUGUCAGUGCCGGCCACUACGAGGAGCACCCAUUCAAGCAGCAUCACGUCUCGAGACGACGAGGCAUCAUCCGAGAACACGCCCUUGCUAUUGUCCUCAAACAGAUUCCAAUCACCACGGCACACUGACGAGAGUCCAGCCGGCACCAUUGCACACGGAGAUGAGCACAGUGAGCUCUUGUCUGUGCUGUCGAUAACCGGUGCACCUCCUAUCGGAAUCGAGGUCGAGGCAAUUCCUCCGAUUGCGUGUUCGCCGGAUGAGAACGGUGAUACGACACUGCCUAGGGAUGACACGCUCAGGUAUCGUCCUGGUUCCGUGAACGGGGACGGCGAGACGAGCGAGAUGAGCUUCCACGGCGGCAUCAGCAAGGGCCAGUUCUGGGUCAUCUUCUGUGGAAUCCUCCUUGCUAACUUCCUCGGGGCUUUCGAUGGCACUAUCAUGGCGUCAACUCACACCUCUGUCACAUCGGAUUUCAAGGCUUCGGAGCUUGCCUCCUGGUUGUCCACAUCCUUCCUUCUGACGGCGACAAGUUUCCAGCCGCUGUACGGAAGGUUGAGCGACGUGCUUGGUCGAAAACCGCCGUUCAUAUUCUCGUGCCUCGUAUUCACCAUUUCAACUCUGUGGUGUGCUCGUGCGCAGAACAUCUACAGUUUCAUCGCGGCGAGAGCAGUGUGUGGGCUUGGAGCUGGGGGGAUGAUGACGAUGGGCGCAAUCGUUCUUAGUGAUCUUCUGCCGAUUGAGAUUCGUGGGACAUACCAGAGCAUCAAUAACCUCGCUUGGGGUCUUGGUGGAGUCCUCGGUGCCGCAACUGGUGGUGCAAUCGCCGAUGCCUGGGGAUGGCGAGCGACAUUCGGGCUACAGGUUCCCUUCGGCGUCAUUUGCGUGAUAGUUCUCUUCGUGACGAUGCCAUCGCGGGACAAAGCAGAUUCGGCUACAGCCCUGUGGGAUCGCUUCAAGGACUUUGACUUCGCGGGCUCAUUCUAUCUGACGACUGGGCUGAUGUUCUUGAUCCUCGGCAUGAACCUAGGAGGGAAUGUACUGCCGUGGAGCGAUUGGAAGAUUCUCGCCUCGCUAUGCAUUGGGCUCGUUCUGGCGAACCUCCUAGUGCGUACAGAGGCCAAGGCCAUCUCGCCUGUCAUGCCAUUGAAACUUCUGGCAUCUUCGCGGGGACUGAUAAUAUUCAACAACUUCUUCAGCAUGGCUAUCAUCAAUGCUGUCCUGUUCAACCUCCCCCUUUACUUCCAAGCCGUCCGCCUCGAGAGUGCUACGCAAGCUGGAAGCCGCCUUCUGAUCCCCGCAAUAAUGAACUCCGCAUCCGGGGUCGUGACCGGUCUCAUAAUCACCCGCAUCCAGCGCUUCGACUUGACCUUCUACAUCGGUGGCAUUCUGAUGGUGGUCGGUUGCUUCCUAUACACCAUUAUACCCCGCGAACUGCCAUCGUGGGCAUAUUUCUUCUUCCUUGUGCCUUGCCAUUUCGGCAGUGGUUUCGUCUUCCCGAGUGCACUCCUAGGAAUCCUGGCGAUGAGCACGCAGACGGAUCAGGCGGUUGUGACGUCGACGCUGAUCAUGCUGCGCUCACUCGGUGGAGUGAUGGGCGUUGCCAUGAGUUCGCUGAUCGUCCAGAACUUCUUGCUCGUCUUCUUGAAUGAGAAUGUUACGGGUGUUGAUAGGGAAGAGGUCAUCGAGAGGGCGAGAACAAGCGUGCAGAGCAUCUUCCACCUGAAGGGGGAGCAGUUGCGUCAAGUAACCGAUUCCUACAACUCCGCGCUACAGUUGUGUUUCGUCUUCAUCUUCGCGAUGUCCCUAGUAGCUGGGUUGCUGAUCGCCAAGCUGGAUCUUCCACGUCUCCCGGGCAAAAAGAGGGCCAAUGGUAGAAUGGACAAAGUCAUGUGCCACGUUGGUGAAUGAGGGACGGUCGGGGAUAUAAAAAAAAGUUCAUAUUGUCUAGCUGUUGUGUGGGGGUGAUUCCGGCGCAUGUUUAGGGGGCGAAAUGAGAGCUGCAAGCGGAAUCACGAAUAAAAUAGAGUGGGAUUGCGGAGGUUUUCGUGGGUGGAGGUUUUCGUGGGUGGGAUACGUGAGAUAGACCUAGCGGAGGAUGCUCUAUGCCUAUUCAAGGUUGUCCCUACACUUAUGACGAGUGGAAACCCAUGCUGCGGACGUCUGAUGUGAUUUGCCAAUGCGAAGCGCACAGAUGAGUCAUCCCGAGAGCUUUCAAUGACAGCAGUCACUAUAGCCGCC
Tricharina praecox is the source of this 2538-nucleotide messenger RNA. Its product is annotated as major facilitator superfamily domain-containing protein. The record is from RefSeq and is a predicted model, not a curated record. Bases 283 to 2208 code for a protein of 641 amino acids. The transcript is spliced from 5 exons. Gene Ontology annotation, biological process: basic amino acid transport; transmembrane transport. Gene Ontology annotation, cellular component: fungal-type vacuole membrane. Gene Ontology annotation, molecular function: basic amino acid transmembrane transporter activity. Lineage: Eukaryota; Fungi; Ascomycota; Pezizomycetes; Pezizales; Pyronemataceae.